AUGAGACUUGAGGAGUUCUUCACCUCUUGGAGAGUCGACCUCCUGCUCUUCCCUAUGAUCCUAAUCCCUGCUCGACUGGCCGAUUGUACAGCGCAAGACAAGGACAUACCGCUGUGGCUCGAUCUCCUUACCUCGAUUAUGGCGUUCCUCUGGUGCAAAUGGUGGGCGUGGCCGGAUGCGUUUGGGCCCCAGAUUGACGCCAGAACAAGAGCCGCCGCCAGCGGCGCAGACGGUGCACUCGCAGUCACAACGGCCGAGGUUACCGAGCUGAGACGCAGAGUGCUGGUGCUCUCCGGAGAGCUGGAGGAGACGGUGGAGGAGCUACUGAGUGAACGGGCGGGAAGGGUACGUGCUGAGGAGAGAUGCUUAGCAUUGGAGCGGACCGUGGAUACAUUCAAGUACCAGCUACAGACUUUGUCCUGA
Molecule: messenger RNA, 423 nt
Organism: Coniophora puteana RWD-64-598 SS2
Lineage: Eukaryota; Fungi; Basidiomycota; Agaricomycetes; Boletales; Coniophoraceae
Exons: 2
Coding region: 1-423 (140 amino acids)
Source: RefSeq, a predicted model, not a curated record